This is a messenger RNA of Diprion similis, 4050 nucleotides long. RefSeq names its product NPC intracellular cholesterol transporter 1 homolog 1b-like. The record is from RefSeq and is a predicted model, not a curated record. Gene Ontology annotation, molecular function: lipid carrier activity. The transcript is spliced from 24 exons. Gene Ontology annotation, cellular component: membrane. Lineage: Eukaryota; Metazoa; Arthropoda; Insecta; Hymenoptera; Diprionidae. Bases 209 to 3961 code for a protein of 1250 amino acids.
CCGGGAUUUUACACCGGCUUCGAUUCGGCUGGCCAGUCUUCACCGGGAUUCAGCCGACCUCAACCCCGUUUCAAGUUCGGGUGUGUGUACGAUGAGACAGUAAGUUCUCAGGUCCGACAAACAGUAUUAAAUUUUCACCGAACCGUUAGGUGAACGGUGAUCUCGUUUUACCUGGGAACGGAAAAGGCAAACACCAAAAAACUCGAGAAUGAUGAAUUCUUCUCUCAUCGUCUUCCUGGUUUCACUUAUCCUCGCUUCAUCCCUCGGCGACGAUGAAUAUACCUGCGUGUGGUACGGUCAGUGUUACUCGUCUGGGGUAGCGACCUACAAUUGUCCAUCAUCGUCGACUGGUCAGCUGAUCAAUAACUCGACAGCAGAAGCGAUCCUCUACGACAGAUGCCCGCACUUUUUCGAGAAUGAAACUGAUACUCCUCUCGUGUGCUGCGAUGCUCAGCAGAUCAUCGACAUGGACUCGAGCAUGUCAAUGGCUGAAGGUGUCUUCGGGAGGUGUCCUACAUGUUCGAAAAACAUGUUCAGAUCCAUCUGCGACUUUAGUUGUGCUCCGGAUCAGAGCAGAUUCAUGUACAACGUUGAAAUCCUGAACGCUACUGUGAACGACGAGGUCGUCCAGUACAUAAACGAAGUUCAGAUCUAUUUAGGGGAAGAAUACGCUGAAGGUACCUACAACUCGUGUUCAGGUGUUCUUCACCCUGCUAGUGGAAAUUUGGCUAUGGAUUUGGCAUGCGGAUCUUAUGGAGCCAGCAGAUGCACGUAUAAAUUGUGGUACGAGUACAUGGGAACAGUGAGCAGCGAUGGUCUUGUCCCUUUCCAAAUGACCUACGUAUGGGACGCCGAAGACUCUUUGUCGUCGAAUAGUUCCUUAAACCCCGAGACAAAGACCUGCGACGAGGCUUACGAUAACUCUUCACUGGCCUGCAGCUGCGUCGAUUGCGAUGAUAGUUGUCCCAUAACCGAACUAGAUCUGGAUACAAGCACUUUUCUGUUACUUGGAAUCAGCGGUUGGGGUAUCAUUGCUGGAAUAAUCGUCAUUGUCUUGAGCGCAGGGUCCACCACGGCUGUGACGUUGAUAAGAAGGAAAUAUCCCGUUUCAGGUAAAUCUUCUUCUUUUGGAUCGAAAUACCACAACGCUGGUGAAGCGUUCAACAGAUAUUUGGAAACGAUCUUCAGGGCCUUAGGAUAUGGAUUCGCAAGGCAGCCGGUACUCGUUCUUUGCGCCUGGACAUAUUUAAUCAUCCUUAUGUGCUACGGUAUAAAAUAUCUGUCGAUAACCACGAAUCCCAUUGAAAUUUGGGCAGCACCAACGAGCCAGUCGCGAAUCGAAAAGGACUUUUUCGACGAGCAUUUCACCCCGUUUUACCGUACUGAGCAGAUCUUCAUCAAGCCUGUAGGACUCGACACGAUAUUACACAAUACCACCACAGAUGAGCUGGAGUUUGGACCAGUUUUCAACAGAGAGUUCUUGCUGGCUAUAUACGACCUUCAUCAACAAAUCAUAGACAUCGGUCAGGACACUGACGAAGGUUUGGAAAAAAUUUGUUACGCUCCAGUCCAAAACGAAUUCAGUGGUGGAGUGACGCUGUCACUCUGCACGGUCCAGAAUAUCUGGGGUUACUUUCAGUACAGUCUUGAUACUUUCAACGAAACGUCAACAUCCGGUGGAUAUGAAACCAACUAUCUCGAUCAUCUCUACAAAUGCCUACAGAAUUCUUAUAAUACCGAUUGCAUAUCCACGUACAAAGGGCCGAUCAUCCCUGCAGUAGCUUUGGGUGGUUUCCUUGUGGACGGUCAAGAGAGCUACGAUUCCGCGGACUAUAUAAAGGCGACUGGGCUUGCACUCACGUACAUGGUAAACAAUCAUUUGGACGAAGAAUCUCUGGCGCCAGCUCUGGCUUGGGAAUCAAAGUUCAUAGCUUUCAUGGAGAACUGGGAUGCUAACGAACGACCUGACAUGAUGGAGAUUGCCUAUUCGACCGAACGGUCAAUUGAGGACGAGAUCGCGAGAACCUCAGAAGCGGAAAUAUCGACAGUGGUAAUCAGCUACUGCGUUAUGUUCGUAUACAUUGUUCUAGCCUUGGGAAAGUUCAGUGCGUCAAUGAAUUGUUUGGUACACAGUAGAAUAGCGCUCAGCGUCAGCGGAAUCGUGAUUGUUUUGCUCUCGGUCGCCUGCUCCAUCGGAAUAUUCGGGUACUUGGGAGUUUCAACGUCGUUGUUGGUUAUUGAGGUAAUUCCAUUCUUGGUACUCGCCGUCGGAGUCGACAACAUUUUCAUCAUGGUCCAGAAUUAUCAGAGGAAUCCAAGGCAGCCGGAAGAAUCGGUGCCUGCCCACAUUGGCCGCAUUGUUGGAUCGGUUGGGCCCUCCAUGUUACUGACUAGCACUUCGGAAUGUCUUUGCUUCCUGAUCGGUGGACUUUCUACCAUGCCUGCUGUGCAAACGUUCGCCUGGUAUGCCUCAGUCGCUAUCGCGUUGAACUUCUGUCUUCAAAUCACCGCCUUCGUUAGCCUUUUGGCUUUGGACGCUGAACGAGUCGAGACCAACCGAUGGGAUAUCUGCUGUUGCUUUUCCGUCAACGCGGAUGAGAAACGAGAGCCGGGUAAGGGGCUGGUGUACUCGGUUUUCAAACGUUACUACACUCCUUAUCUCUUGCUCAAGCCUGUCAGGAUCGUUGUCCUGGUUCUAUUCACCUGCUUCCUUGUCAUCAGCAUUGUUGUAUGGCCGAAUGUUGAAGUGGGCUUGGAUCAGCAGUUGGCCAUGCCUGACGAUUCAUACGUUCUCAAGUACUUCCAGUACAUGCAAGAAUUGCUUUCGAUGGGACCACCCGUUUAUUUCGUUGUAAAACAAGGACUUAAUUAUUCGCUGGACGGUGUUCAAGAUAUAAUAUGCGGUGGGCAAGGCUGCAACGUUGAUUCUUUGAGCACACAACUGUACUCGGCGGCAAAACAGUCCUCAGAAUCGUAUAUUCAAAAUGCAGCGUCAUCCUGGCUUGACGAUUACUUCGAUUGGUCGACCAUCGAUGGAUGCUGCAAGUAUUACUACAGUAAUAGUUCCUACUGUCCACACUCCAUCGGGUCAAGUAUUUGCGGCACCUGCUCUAUCGGUACUGACGAUUUCGGAAUCAGACCGGAUACUGAAAGCUUCAGGACGUACCUUGAUUACUUUUUAACGGAUAUUCCUGACGAGACUUGCGCAAAGAGUGGUUUAGCUUCGUACGCAGACGCGGUAAAUUACUACACGGAUCUGUACGGAAAAAUGGAUGUCGGUGACAGCUACUUCGGCACUUACCACACGCCAUUGAAAGACUCCUCGGACUGGUACGAGUCGUUGAGAGCUGCCAGAUCCAUUGCUGCUAACAUAACGACUAUGAUCAAUAACGCUGGCGUCGCUGAUACGGAGAUCGAGGUCUUCCCUUACAGCGUCUUCUACGUCUUUUACGAGCAAUACCUGACGAUCUGGACAGAAGCCUUGACCUCCCUGAGUUUGUCGGUUGUUGUGAUAUUUUGCGCCACCUUCAUCUUGACCGGACUGUCCCUCUUCUCAGCCUUCGUCGUUGCCUUGAACGUUGUCAUGAUCGUGAUAAAUCUGGGAGGAGUGAUGUACUGGUGGAGCAUAUCCCUGAAUGCUGUAUCAUUGGUCAAUCUGGUCGUGGCGAUGGGAAUAUCCGUCGAGUUCUGCAGCCACAUCGUUCAUUCGUAUUUAAAACAAAAGGGCUCAAGUAGGAUGGAAAGAGUCUCUGAGACUUUGACUGGAAUGGGAAGCUCUGUGUUCUCCGGCAUAACACUGACAAAGUUCGCUGGUAUCGUGGUUUUGGCAUUUGCCAAAUCUCAAAUAUUCCAAGUAUUCUACUUCCGGAUGUACCUCGGCAUAGUUUUGAUCGGCGCAGCGCAUGGUCUCAUAUUUUUGCCGGUUCUGCUCAGCUUCAUAGGCCCAGAGAACGCUGGUUGAAACGGACUCGGAUUUUGUACAAGUGAACACUUUCAUCGGGAAUAAGAAAACUCAAAACUGUAACAAAAAUAAAGUGCUUUAUUUUAAGU